Messenger RNA from Ostrea edulis (European flat oyster), 3589 nucleotides. RefSeq names its product peroxisomal ATPase PEX6-like. The transcript has 21 exons. Gene Ontology annotation, cellular component: peroxisomal membrane; cytosol. NCBI's taxonomy places the organism in Eukaryota, Metazoa, Mollusca, Bivalvia, Ostreida, Ostreidae. Gene Ontology annotation, biological process: protein import into peroxisome matrix. The record is from RefSeq and is a predicted model, not a curated record. The coding region runs from base 31 to 3465 and encodes 1144 amino acids. Gene Ontology annotation, molecular function: ATP hydrolysis activity; ATP binding.
AAAAUAGAAUUUAGAAUUUCCUCGGUCAAAAUGUAUGCCCACAAGCGAUUGAAAGGGACAUUCGAAGAAAUAUCAUAUCCUUCUGAUCAACAUCCUUUGCAUGUAAAGCUGUUCAAAACAAAUGCAGUCCAACUUGGAAUUUCAGACGAGGAACAUGUGUCUUAUUUAUCCAUCGUUGCAAAGAGAUUGCAUCAGGAAGAGAGCGCGGUUUAUUCCGCCUCCCCUGCGGAAACUCCAAUACUAGGGGACAAAUAUCCGUUCUCCCCAUCCGCUUCCUACACACAGGACCAACUUGACAACUUCACAGAUCCAAUAUCGGAAUAUGUGGACGUCACGGCAUUCUGUUGGAUCAUUGAUGAUCCAGACGAUUUUGACGAUGAAACGGAUGAAAUUUGUAUUCAAUGUUCAGUAGAGUUUGCUUCUCACUAUCAGAUCGUUGGAGACGAAGAUAUUUACGUGCGGUUUCUUCAUCUCUUCCCCAUUCAAAAAGUUGUAAUGGGUGUUACAGACUAUGUCACAUUUAAAUGGCUGCAGAAGAUAGAUUUUAGUGCAGGAAUGGUGAAUGAAGUUUGUAAACAUGCUGUGUUGUUGAAAGUCAAUGAUAUUUUUCUAGCACCGUAUCCUGAGCUAUUCUGUCAUGAUGACAAAUUUAAUCCCAUGAUGUACUAUCACAUGCAUGUACUUGAAUGUUGUCCUUUGCGUCAAGGAAUAUUGUCUGUUGAUACAGAACUGGUUCUGUCAUAUAUUGGCGAUGAGGAACCAACAAGUCCCGGUCCAGACUUUGUGCUCCAGAGUCCCUCCAAGGCAGUCAAAACAUUAGAACACUUCCUUAUGUCAGACUUCUGCCAGCCAUUAAAACCAUCAUCUCUAGACCUGAAUGCAAAGACCAUUGGAGUUAAGAAAAGUUCCUUCCGAUCAAAAGUAAACAACAAUUUGUUUAGUUUUGAAGUGGUUCAGCAACAUGUGUUGUGGAGAAAACUUUUGUGCAAAGUUCAGAAGAAAAUUACUUUUGAUUCCAUGUACAUUAUAGGAAUGUCCAAACUGAACAUGUUACAGAGUGGAUUCUUUGAAGAGAGUUUGGUCAAAGUUUCCUUAGAAAUGUCAAAUUCCACAGUGGUGUCCUACAGGCUAGCCCUUGUCAAGUGUCUCUCUGACAGCAUUGCCCCAACGUCUACAGUCAAUAAAGUGUAUGUCUCUCCGUUACUUAUUUUCAAUCUGCAGAACUCGUGUGGAAUGGUAUCCAAGAAAGUACCAUGCAACCUCAGAAUAGAGAGAUACAACUGCACCUCAGGCUUUGAACAUGACGUAGACUUCGGUUCUAUCAGCUCAUCCUGGAACACUCAGAUACCCACUGCCAAAGAAGUCAGCAUAUCCAUAGUUAUAUCCCCCUACUACAGUCCACGCCAGAUCAAGUCGGAGGCCGUGAAAGCCUACUUCAGAGUUCCACGAUUGCUAACUAAAGGAGACAUUUUACCUGUCCGAAGCCAAGAUGACCCUGAGUAUUGUUCUGCUCUGAGUGACUCGGACAGGAGAUACCCAACAGUGUUUUUCAAAGUAGUGAAAUUAGAAGGACCUCAGUCUCACUUCCCCAGUUUUAUUUGUGAUCAGCGGGCAACACGAGUAGUUCAGGUUGGGUCCGUCCACAGUUAUGUCCCCCUGAUCAUGACCCCAUACCUGUCUGCUAAACCGCUGUCUUACUGGGACCAGACUUUUCAAGUCCAUGGGAUGGACAGACAUGUAGGCAAACUAGAGACUCUCAUCAGGCCAUACCUACAGCACAGAACAAAGAACACAAGAAUGGAGUCGGUGAAUUUAAGAGAUGUUAUUCCUUCUGUGAUGCUAACAGGUCCCAGUGGAUGUGGCAAAACAACUGUCGCCAUGAUUGUGGCUAGGCGUCUCAACAUGAAUGUCCAUAAAGUGAACUGUCACAGUCUAUAUGGGGAGUCCUCAGGGUCUAUUGAAGCCAGAAUCAAGAAUGUCUUCAAUGCAGCUAGUACGUUUUCUCCUUGUAUCUUGUUGCUACAUAGCAUUCAUGCACUAGGAAAGGAUAAAGAUAGAAGUGUUGAAGGUAUUGGUAGUCUUGCUGACCCCAGAGUCGCAGGGAGUUUUAAGGCCUGUGUUGUAAAGCUGAGAAAAGAAUAUAUAGAGUAUCCUGUGGUUGUCAUAGGAACCACUCAUUCACCUGGCAACCUGGCAGCCGACAUCCACGAGUCAUUUCUACACAAAAUAGACAUAGAGGUUCCUAAUGAAAAUGAAAGGGCAGAGAUCAUGGAUGGUUUGUUGCAGAAUGUUUCAUACUCUGGUGAUCUCUCGGGUCAAUAUCUAGCACAGAGGACUGCUGGAUUUGUGCUCGGUGACCUGGUUGCCCUUGUAGCUCAUGCCAAGAGAGAGGCAUACAGAUCAGUAUUAACACACUGCAAGGGUAGCAGGGAGUCGUUGACUGUGGAAGAAGAGGAAGACAUUGCAACUGUUGGAACAGUGGUACAGCAAGAUCAUUUUGUCAGAGCUCUGGACCAGCUCCAGGAGGCUCAUUCUGACACCAUAGGGGCUCCAAAGAUUCCAGAUGUGUCAUGGGAUGAUGUGGGAGGAUUAGCGGAGGUAAAAUCAGAAAUUCUGGACACCAUUCAGCUACCAUUACAGUAUCCAGAAUUGUUGGCUGCUGGAUUGAGGCGAUCGGGUAUCUUAUUCUAUGGUCCACCAGGAACAGGAAAAACACUUUUGGCCAAAGCCAUAGCAACAGAGUGUUCUUUGAACUUUCUAAGUGUUAAAGGUCCAGAGUUAAUCAACAUGUAUGUAGGCCAGAGUGAACAGAACGUCCGAGACGUGUUUGAGAGAGCCAGGAGUGCCACGCCAUGUGUCAUCUUCUUUGAUGAGCUGGACUCCUUGGCCCCCAACCGAGGGCGGGCGGGCGACUCUGGGGGAGUGAUGGACCGUGUCGUCUCCCAGCUGCUGGCCGAAUUAGAUGGCCUUAAUAAGUCAUGUGACGUAUUUGUGAUUGGUGCCACUAAUCGUCCAGAUCUGCUAGAUCCAGCUUUACUAAGACCUGGCAGGUUUGACAAGAUGUUAUACCUUGGAAUUCCAGAAGACAAGAGCUCGAAACUGAAUGUUUUGAAAGCCCUUACCAGAAAGUUUGAAAUGGCAGAUGAUGUAGAUUUAGAUGCAUUAGCGGAGAAAUGUCCAUCGAAUUUAACAGGGGCAGAUUUUUAUGCUCUCUGCUCUGAUGCAAUGCUAAAUCGAAUGAAGCACAAAAUUCAGCAGUUAGAAGCAGGAGAGAAUGUUAACGAGGCAGAAAUAAUUGUGUCACAAGAGGACUUUGAAGAAGCUUUGGCAAAUUUAUCCCCAUCACUGACAGAUGCUGAAAUCCAAAGAUAUUGUCAGAUGAGAGACUCUUUCUCUAAUGACAAGGACCACCAAAUUCACGAUAAACUUGUUACAGGUCAACUAUUACCAGACAGUGUAGCCUAACUGGUGAAAGGAAAAAAACAAGUGAAAAAUGCCAUGAUGUCAAUCUGUGAUAUAGAUAUGUUUCAAUUUAUUCAAACCUACCAAUGCUUAUUGUCAAUAGUAAUAAAUAAAAAUAUGAUCAUAA